Molecule: messenger RNA, 375 nt
Organism: Peronospora matthiolae
Lineage: Eukaryota; Oomycota; Peronosporomycetes; Peronosporales; Peronosporaceae
Source: the annotation of a GenBank genome assembly
AUGUACUCUGCCGAGGUUACAAAGUUAUCCAGUGAUGCUGUGUCCAAGCUGCUGAUGGGAAAGAGGACACUUUCUGAGCUGAACGAAUUUUUCUAUUGGCUUCGAGACUUAUCUGACAUGUGGCUGGAAGAGAACAGGGAACCCAAGGAAGUCUUUGCCUUAAUGCCCAAAGCAGUGUGGAAACCGUUUUCACCAUCGAUGGAUGUAUAUGACGAGCAGACGGUCGAGUUCUUUCUCUUUGAGUGGCUUACCUAUGUCAAACGCGUCAAUAUCAAGAACCUUAAGAUGCUGAUGGCCGCUUGGACAAAGCUUGGUGCGUUUGAACAGUUGAGCUCCAAUGCAUCGGUGAGGCGUUUCAAGCCCGCUGCCGAGUGA